AUGCCGAAGACCAAACCCACCCCUGAGGAGGAUUUAAUCAUACCACCGCAAGACCAAAAAAUAUGCGGGACAAUAUGCGUCUGCCAAAUGACUGCCGUCCUUAGUGCCGUGGCCAUUGUUUACUUGACAGUAGCCAUCUACAUGCCAUAUACUCGUGCUAUUGCAUCGGGAAUCGAUCCAACUCCAAUUAUGUGUACAACAACAAGGGCUGUCAACAAAGAAAACUGUGAUUGGGGCUCCUGCGGUGAAUGGUGUUUGAGUAAAACAUCUGGGGCUUGCAUUCAAAUUUAUGUUAACGUAAGGAACAAUGGAUCUUCGCUACUUUUAUCGGAAUGUGGAAGUGCUGCAAAUAAAACAUGUUAUGGGAUUGAUCAAGAAAACGCUAAGAAGUAUCACUGUAUAAGAGACGAGUGUAAAAAUUUAACGGGAACCUUUAAUUGCACUGAAGGAAAAUGUAUCAACAUAACAGAUGCCUUUGAGUGUGCCUUUCGGGACACUGAUCCACCAUUAAAGUGUUCAGGUAGAAGGGGCAAAAUAACGUGCAUAGAUGUCCAGGGACUUUUUUCGUGUAAUAGAGGCACAUGUAGAAAAAUACGAACGCCUUACAAUUGUGAUCGCCGAUGUGUUGACAUUCCGACUCGCAACAAAAACGUUAUAGUUUUAAGUGGCGAUAGAGUAUUCUUAGCAAGAUGUACGAAGCUUGCUAAAGAAGAUGGUGGUGAAAUAGUUUGGAAUGAUAAUGGGGAAGAAGUUAUAAUGUUAUCCUGUCAUGCCGUUCAUAAUGGUACCUCGGGAGUAGUUGCUGUCGAUUGUAUUAAUGCUGCCUUGCUACCUCGAACAGAAAUCUCUGAUUUAACUAAUUUUACAUAUUUACAAUACUUAUAUACAUUAAAAGCAACGCCUAAUAGAGUUAUAGCGCCGUCUGAAGUAGAACUCACUUUGGCUAACGAUAGUAGAUUGAUGAUCAAUUUAGAAGGUUGUGUAAACACCCUCGCUGACGAAUGUAAAGACUUUCUUAAGACCUAUGGAAGAGACGGAACUGACCACAACGCCAAGGCUAGAUUUCCAUGCUUCCAUACUCAGAAUAACCCAGAAACAGUGGUUGCAAGAUUUGACUUGGACGCCACCUAUCGUCAAUUUUUGAUAGCGCUAGUACUUCCAACAGUUCUAGUUGUAGUAUCGUGUAUAACUUUGAUGUUGUGUCAAAGGACGGUUGUAGUUGGUGAUGAUGCUAAAAUGCGUUUCAAGGCCUGCGGAGGUGGACAAUCCGAAAUGCAAAUGCAUCCGAAUGAUCCUGUUUCACCCCUCUGA
Molecule: messenger RNA, 1311 nt
Organism: Pieris macdunnoughi
Lineage: Eukaryota; Metazoa; Arthropoda; Insecta; Lepidoptera; Pieridae
Source: the annotation of a GenBank genome assembly